Messenger RNA from Aspergillus calidoustus, 1428 nucleotides. The record is from the annotation of a GenBank genome assembly. Lineage: Eukaryota; Fungi; Ascomycota; Eurotiomycetes; Eurotiales; Aspergillaceae.
AUGAAGACUCCAUCUGUCAUCCCGCUAAUUAUCGAUGGGCAGGACAUUGUGGCUCCUGAUGGCGAGAGGCAAAGUGAACUAGCGAAUAAAUCCCACGACGGCGGGCCAACUUUCUAUCAAGGAGCAACAAAAGCCCUGGCACUACAAGCUGCCGAAUCCAGUGCAAAAGCAUACAGACUUUGGUCGAAGACUACACCCAUUGAGCGUCGAAGGCUCCUACUGAACCUAGCCGAGAUACUCAGAAAAAGGUCCGAAGAGAUCAAACAGGUCUGCUGUAAUGAAAUCAACUGUGGUCCACUAUGGGCCGACAUCAACACGGCUGAUAGCAUCGGCCUGAUCGAGGAGUACGCGUCGCUGACGACAAGCGUCGCAACCGGGUCGAUACCCUUUGUCCAGAGUGGAUACGGCCUUGUGAUGAAAGAGCCUCUUGGGGUCGUCCUCGGAAUCGCGCCGUGGAAUGCACCGGUUAUUCUAGGCCUCCGUGCUGUUGUCGCUCCGAUUGCUGCAGGAAAUGGGUCCGAAUUAAGCCCUCAAACACAUCAUAUACUCGCGUCCAUGUUCCGCGAAGCAGGGUUCCCACCCGGUGUGUUGAACUUCCUUCUCCAUCGACCGGAAGAUGCAUCGGAGAUCUUCACGUCCUUGAUCAACCACCCCGCGAUCAAGAAAUGUAACUUUACUGGGUCAACGCAGGUCGGGCGGAUCAUCGCCUCUCAAGCGGCUGCGGCUCUCAAGCCUGUCCUGUUAGAGCUUGGAGGCAAGAAUUUUACCAUUGUUCUUGACGACGCGGACCUCGAUCUUGCGGCGGGCGAGGUGGUUAAGGGGGCUUUUUUAAACAAUGGUCAAAUCUGCAUGUCCACGGAUACUGUCCUGGCUACGAAGAAUGUAGCGCAAGCCCUAGAGACCAAGAUCCUCUCCUUGCUACAGAACCUGGACAGUACACCAGUCGUCAUCUCGGCAGCAGCAAAAGCAAAACUUCAAAAUCUGGUCAACGACGCAAGAGAAAAAGGAGCCUCUGUGCAUACUGCACCUCUGCCUCCCAAUCCGCUGCCACACAGCUAUCCAGCAACUGUCAUAACCGGCCUUACAAAAGAGAUGGCCCUCUACGAGAUCGAAUCAUUCGGCCCGAUUCUAUGCAUCCUCACUGUCGAAACCGAGGACGCGAUCAUGGACGUCAUCCAAGAGUCUAAAUAUGGGUUGUCAAGCUCGAUCAUCUCGAAUGAUCAUUAUCGGGCCCUUGAGCUGGCUCGCGCCAUCAGGGCGGGGGCCGUGCACAUCAAUUCCAUGACUGUGCAUGAUGAACCGACUCUGCCUCAUGGAGGCCAUGGUGACAGCGGCUGGGGUCGAUUCGGGGCGCAGUGGGGAUUGGAGGAAUUUGUGCAGACCAAGGUCAUCACCAUACAUCCAGGGACAGCGCAGAAAAUUGGAUAA